This is a messenger RNA of Anopheles merus, 1791 nucleotides long. Its product is annotated as pyrimidine-specific ribonucleoside hydrolase RihA-like. The coding region runs from base 219 to 1262 and encodes 347 amino acids. The record is from RefSeq and is a predicted model, not a curated record. Gene Ontology annotation, molecular function: hydrolase activity, hydrolyzing N-glycosyl compounds. Lineage: Eukaryota; Metazoa; Arthropoda; Insecta; Diptera; Culicidae. The transcript has 3 exons.
CGGAGCCAACGCAAAAGGAUUGACGUUCGAGUUUGCGUUUGGUUUUUGGGGAGGUUUUGUUUGUAUUUAUUAAACAAAUAUCGCAUUCAUAAAUCAAAUCUCGCACAUCCAGGCGUCGUCCGUUUUUCUUCGUGCGAGUACACUUAAGCCCCUUCAAGGCGCCAGGGGUGGCUCCGCUUCGUCCCGUUCUGUGGACACUCCUGUCAGCGCUAGCGGUGAUGAGUUCAGUAAUUCGUGCGCUUAUGCUAAUGGUGGCACUGCUGGCUGGGGCAUCGCUGGCGAUCCAAUGCCCACCGGAGGAUACGCCGGCAGAAGGUGGGCCACGGCGAGUGAUUCUCGACCUGGACGGAGGUGGCGAUGAUGCUUGGGCACUGGUGAUGCUGCUGUCCAACGAGGCACAGUACAACAUUUGCGUGCAGGCCGUCACUUGCUCGCACGGCAAUGCUCGCGUGUCGGACGUGCUGGUGAAUGUGCUGCGCAUACUCGAUAGUAUGGAUCGGCUAGAUGUGCCGGUGUACGUUGGAGCCAGUGAGCCACUCAUUACGCCCGGUCCGAACCGAAACACUUCUCACUAUUUCUGGGGCAACAAUGGCUUUGGAGAUGUAGAGUUUGACAGCCCAUUCGCGGUGGACUCGUUGGUGUCGCUGCAUGCAGUGGAGGCGAUGAACGAACUGUUUGAAAAGUAUCCCAACCAGAUAACAUUGCUCGCUGUGGGACCUCUGACGAAUGUAGCGCUGCUGUACAAAAUGUACCCAGAGACGAGGGAUAAAAUCGGUGACUUGUACAUUCUGGGUGGAAACCGUCACGGUGUGGGCAAUACGGCACUGGCCGCCGAGUUUAACUUCUUUCGCGAUCCAGAAGCAGCCCAUAUUGUGCUGAACAACUCGCCCAAGAUCGUGCGCGUGUUUCCGUGGGAAACGGUCCUGCUGCAGACGUUUACCACCAGAUGGCGCUUCGAGACGUUCAAGCACACGACGAACCCUGCCGUAGAGCUGCUGAACCAGGUGGAAUAUGUAGUGUACGCGCGGGAGGAAAUAUGGACCCCGUGUGAUAUGUAUGUUGCGGCGAUCUUCCUGAACAGCAGCAUUCUCCGGACGGUGAAGACGUAUCGCGCCGAGGUAGAGCUGACGGGCAGGGUGACCAGAGGAAUGAUGGCCAUACUGCAUCACGUGAAAGACAGCAGUCAGCACAAUGUGGCCGUCAUAGAUGAGAUUGAUACGGAAGAAGUGCAGCGCAUGUUGGUCGCAUUAAACCACAAGUAGCAGCUGUAACGUUUGUUGUAGCAAGACGCUGCUAGCGACAGGAUGUGCAACCAUGUAGCGCAAAAAGAAGCAUCCAUUCGUAUCAUUUUUAUGUGCGAUGAAUAAAUUGUACCAGCUACUAAUUAAAUGAUUUACCAUCCGGAACGGUAGCAUGCGAGUGAAUUGUGUAUGCGCUAGUGGAUUCUUUUCAAUUUGUCGCAGCGUCGCUACACAACCCAACAUUCGUUGGAUUAUCACACUGAACGCUUGUUAGCCGGAGGUUUGCAUUUGCUGUGUGUAUGCGCGAAAUAGUUACCUUAUGUCCUGCAGCUACAAAAAUGCACCAGCUAUCUGGUCGCAUGCGAGCUUACCAUGCGAACACGCGUUAACCACGUAAAUUCUUUCAUAUCAUCGAGGUAUUGUUGGUCACGAAACAAGAACCACGCGCGCGCGCGCAAAAAGCGUAAAUUCGUUUUAUCCUUCAGAAAUGCGAUGAUUUACAACGGCUAGAGCUGGAGCAGGAGGAGAUGAUGGGACGGGGAAUUUCAUU